Messenger RNA from Ornithodoros turicata, 5205 nucleotides. RefSeq lists its product as uncharacterized. The transcript has 5 exons. Gene Ontology annotation, biological process: regulation of DNA-templated transcription. Gene Ontology annotation, molecular function: transcription factor binding; transcription coregulator activity. NCBI's taxonomy places the organism in Eukaryota, Metazoa, Arthropoda, Arachnida, Ixodida, Argasidae. The record is from RefSeq and is a predicted model, not a curated record. The coding region runs from base 1 to 5205 and encodes 1734 amino acids. Gene Ontology annotation, cellular component: nucleus.
AUGUGUCUAAUGUGUCCGAGGACACGUUACGGAUGUUUAACCUCGGUAUUGGAUUUGUUCUCAGGCGCAGACAGUGUGCAGCAGCUUUGUGACUCAACCGACGAAGAGUUCCAGACACUCGCCGAGCACGUAGGCAUGGCCAGAAAGCCCCUUCACGUGAAAAGAUUGAAGAACGCACUCAAACAGUGGUCAUGCCAUGCAGCCGUAAUGACGUCCAUUCCUUCAAGCGAGUCGGAGCGUGAAAUUCACGAACUGCUUCAGCGAGCGGAUCUCCUCGCCUACUACGACAAGUUCAUCGAGAAAGGCUUAGACAAUGUGCAGCAGCUUUCUGACUCGACGGAAGAAGAGUUCCAGGAGUUCAUGGAUCUUGUUGGCAUGGCCGAAUUCCCUUUUCACGUGAUGAGGUUGAAGGACGAACUGGAACAGUGCACAGGGCAUCCAGGAACUGAUCCGGUAGCUCAAUUUCAUCUCCACAUGGAAAGGUCGCAACAGUGGAAAGACGUCAGGAAGGAAAUGCACGAAGCUAUUGCGGCCAAAGAUGAGGCUGGUGUUCGAAAGUGCCUGGAUGCCGCGCCUGUAUUGAAACUGUGGUUGGACCCUGUGAAAGAUAAGUCAGCUCUUUACAAAGCAGUCGAAGAGAAAGCUUUGCGUAUUCAUGGUCUCUUAAUCUCGCGCGAAUGCGCCCUCAAAGACGACGAAGACUCAUCGUGUUACGAAGGUCUCACACCUGUUGAACGAGCUGAAAUUCGUCGGCAACAAUAUUACACCACCAAAUACGAGGACUCUUACAUCGACUAUCUGAAAAGCAAAUCCCGGAGCGCCAGCGGAUGUGAUGACUUCGGUGUACGAUUGGAGAAGACGUUUAAGCAGCUCUCCAGUGAUGAAGUAAACAAGAGUAUCCUGAAAGUUGUUGCAACAGCACCACACCUAGAUAUAGUGUUCGACUCUGUGGCUAAAAACGUUAAGAGGAUUACUGGAUCCGGCGGGUGUUCCACACGCGGUCUGACCUAUCGUGAAGAAGAAAGGGUUUACGUCUGCGGCAGCACAGAGAAGCGAGAAGUUUGGGGAACUCUCAUUCAUGAGUUGUCCCACAUGGCACUGACCUUAGUUUACACAAAUGAGGGAAAGCCAUAUAACCGCGGCGAUGAGGAGAAGGAACGUCAUUACCAACAAAUUCUGAACGACGUUAAAGGAAGGAAAAAUAAUGUGCAUUUCCUUAUCCAGAAAGCCUUCGACAAUAAUGAGGAAGAAGAGCUAAUUGUACGGAUUCCUCACAUACUGACCGAAUGUGACGAAGGAAAUAGGAUUCUGGAGCUUCAAGCACCGAAACUACUAAAGUUUUUCAAGGACGCUGUCAUGCCAGACAUGCAGAGAUAUAUUCUGAAUGGAAUCCCGUCCAUAGAUUCAACGAAAAUCGAAAAUGAGAACACAAGACUUCGAAAAGCUUUCCACAUUGGCCAAUUCAAAGUCAAUUUCGAGAAGCCGCUGGACCUGUGUGACCUGCAAAAUAUGCCUCUUCUCGUCCUUGCGGGUCCAGAAUUGAGUCUCCUCGAAAUAAUGGUUUACAACACUGUGCAAUCCACGGGGCAGCCAUACUUGUUUUUCGAAGCAAACCAAAUGGACGAUACGCUAAAGCAUGUGUUAGUGAACUACAAAUGUCGAUUUGUGCUUGUAACGGUUUAUCCAAACAAAAACGUCCAAGAUGUUAUUGCACUUCUGAGUGAAGUAUCCCGUGUGACUGGAACAAACGUCAUCUUCCUUGUGGAAGACAGCGGCAAAUCUUCCUUGUUGGAGCAAGUGCAAGGAGACGCAUUCUUUGCCGCUGGACGUGUAGUGCAUAAUAUCCUUGAAGCCAGUUUGGAGCAUGUUUCGAAUAGCUGCAAAAAAGAAGUUUUCGAAAAAUCUCGCGUAGAACUUCAGGGAACUUAUGUUUCUUUUUUUCCCGAAGCAAUGAAUAUGGACACCUUCUCAUGUUGUGUAGACACUUCGGUUUUCCUAAACCUCUGUGAGCAUAAAAACAUUAACCUGGGACCUCCGCUUCAUGAACUCGAAGAAUGUGUUCAGAACUGUUAUGUGGAGCGAGUGUUUACAAGGGCCGUGAAAAUUGACCUCAAAAAGUGCAGAAUGGACGACGAGAAUGAGGCUUUCGCACUUUUGGGGUGUCCGCAUGAUUGUGCUGCAAAACUUGUACCUGAUGGCUACGAGGCAAAACAUCAGAAAAAUUUAAUGCAGUUUGAAAAAUUUGUGGUCCUUCAGGAGCCAUGCGACUAUGAAGCUCUCCUGAAAAAUGAUAAUUACCGAGGGAAGGUAGUGCAUCUGCUGCAGAUCACCGAAUCCGGUAACGAAGUGCUGUGGACUAAAUCAAAUGGCCGUCUCAGUCACCUUCCAACGACGGGAAGUGACGAUUAUACCACGGAGGCGUUGCUGAAGGUGCCCGAGAAGGUCGUCGUCGUCUCUGGUGCUCCUGGUAUGGGAAAGAGUGUGCUGGCAAAGCGCUUGUGCACCGAAGUAAAAGAUGAAGACGAGAAGCGGUGGGUGCUCUACGUCGACCUUCCUCAGAGAAUGGCAUUAGUUAAAACAGCGUCUCCUAGUUUGGAAUAUGUAGCGGAUCUGUGCCAAGUACAAAGAAGUGGUCUGGAGUUCGCUCUGUUCGAGGAAAGCUUGAAGAAUGGGAACCCUUUCAAGGUCGUUGUCAUGUUGGAUGGCUUCGAUGAAGUCACCAAGGAAUGCCGCAAGUGUCUGUUGGAACUUAUAUUGUUUCUAGCUAACCGAAAAGUUUACAAGGUGUACCUUUUUACUCGCACUGUGUUUAAACGCCAUGCACAAGAUGCCUUGCACACGGUGUCAUACGAUCUCGUUCCCUUUUCUGUACAGAACCAGAAUGAUUUUCUCACAAAAUGUAGGGUCCAAACAGAAACUUCAGCGACCAGGAAUGACGCAUUUGCGGCAAAAUUCCAGCAACUGUACGCGACAUUGAAAGAGAAAAACAAGACAAUCCUGGAAACUCCACUCCUACUUCGCAUGAUGGCUCAGAUGGAGAGCGGGGAAAUUACGGAGUCGCACGAUUACUCUUCGCUGCUUAAUAUUGCUGACAUUUGUGGCGGCAGUAUAUACACUGUACACAUCUACAAGAUGUUUGUCGAGUACAAGCAUCUUGUGCACCGAAAAGAAAAGUUGAAGGAAGACAUCGUCCUACGUGCCACGCGAGGGGAGCACGAAGCAGCGCAGUCUUCAUUCUACACACACCAUCGUCUCCUCGCUAUGAAGUGUAUAUUUCCUCAGGAUAUAUUGCAAACCUUAUUGAAUGAAGACGAAUUAGUGCAGUUAGAUCCAGAAGGAAGUAUCAUGAAGGGCGUUGUGGACAAUUCUCUCAAAGAAGGUUUUGUGAAUAGAAUUAAUGAAGGAAUUCCCGAGUUCGUUCAUAAGACUUUCGCCGAAUUUUUCGCAGCUCACUAUCUCCUCGAGAAGGCAAAGAUAAGGACGAAAUCGAGCUAUAGGGAAAAGGUAGUAGAACUAUGUGGUAAAGAAGACUACGAGGGUGUAAUGCUGUUGUUCGAUGGACUGGCGUCAGAGCCCUGUCCACUUCACUCUGCUGUGAUAAACAACGACGUUUCUUAUUUUGAGCAACGUGUUAUUCAAAAAGAAGGCAUGCUCGUUGUCGAUGAGCUAAAAAGGACGCCGUGGCACGUAGCAGCCCUGCAUUCUGAUAAAGCAACACUGAAGAGGCUUCCAAUGGAUGAUGCACUAAUCCAGAAUGAUUUGUUUAAUAUGUCACCGUUGGGGUACAUGGAGCUUUUUUCCCCAUGGAUGGAUGUUUUGUUGACUGGGACUUCGACUGUGAGAGACAGACUCGACGUAUUAUGCGCUCGAUGCAGUGAGGAAGCAGUGAGACGUUCUACCGAAAAUCUGCGCAGGUUUCAAACCUUGGAGCAAACGAGAGAUUUUCUUGAACGAGCAAUAUUCACGGCUGUGAGACACGACCUACGAUACGUUUUAGACGUGUGUCUGAGCUAUGUGUCCCCGAGAGAGAGUACAGUAGAUCUGCACAGAGACAUCAUGGACCAAUUAGAAUCACGCAAGGAACGAAGCUCGAGAUGUUCUGCAGAGUCUUCGGUAAUUAGAAACCUUGAUAGUUUUACAGACAGCAGCAAUAGAACUGUCCUUUUUUACGCAAAGUCCGAGACUGUUUGUAAAAUGCUCCUUCCUUACUGCGAUAUGGGAAUUCUUGAUCAGGAUGGAAACACAAUGUUGCACAUUAGCGCGAAAGAAGGAAAUCUGGAGACAAUACAGUUUUACCUCGCACAUUUACCCGUUAGCAGUAGCAAUGGACGCUUUCAAACUCCUUUGCACUUGAGUGAAGAUGCAGAGAUUGUGAGGCUACUUCUUCCUCUUUAUCCCUCAGUGAAUGUUCUCGAUUGUAGUGAACGAACUCCGAUGGAUAUAUGUGCAAAGAGAGAUGAUUUGGAGGCCAUGAAGUUGUUACUCCUUCGCACUCGGACAUAUGACGAACAUCACAUCAGGCUGAACACAACGCUUCAUGUGGCUUCUGCCUCUCUUUCCCUUAAAGCUGUGACGUUUCUUCUACCUCACACAAAUGCGCACAUGCUUAACUACGCAGGAGAAACGUGCUUAGACGUUGCUUGGACAAGUUGGAAAUAUCUGUCGAGUUCGGAUUCCAACGUUAUGAGGUGUCUCAUCCCACACUCACCUGAAACGUUCGGCUCAUCACUGUUGUACGUCUCGGGGAGAGGUGGUCGAAGGGAAUUGAUGGAAACUCUAUGGCCUUAUUUGCGACACAGUGACCCUAGGCAUGCACAGAGGAUCAGCAGAAGCUAUGUGUAUGUGUGGAUGAAAAGGGGUUUCCAACAAGAAAUUUCGUGUCUGAAACUUCUCUUCCUCCAUUUAGAUGACAUCGCUGGUGAUCCUUGUAGCCGUAAACUGCUACAUGAUGUGGCCAAGGACAAGCUACGUGAGAUAAAAGAAGAAAAUUUCAUUAAUUACAUGAAGCUGUUACUGCCGCAUUUAAAUCUCAGUGAGCAGGAUUAUGUAGAACGUGGAGUAAAAAAUGAGGACAUCGUUACCUUAUAUCGGGAAUGGUCGCACAUGAAUAACACCGAUGAUCCCCACAUUCACGAUGUCAACGCAGAAAUGGUUUGCGACGAUGGCAGUAUGAAGUUGCUCAUAGAAGCAGAGGAAGGUUGGUAA